This is a messenger RNA of Lachnellula hyalina, 840 nucleotides long. RefSeq lists its product as uncharacterized. NCBI's taxonomy places the organism in Eukaryota, Fungi, Ascomycota, Leotiomycetes, Helotiales, Lachnaceae. Gene Ontology annotation, molecular function: protein binding. The coding region runs from base 1 to 840 and encodes 279 amino acids. The transcript is spliced from 3 exons. The record is from RefSeq and is a predicted model, not a curated record.
AUGGCAGGAGUCAUACGUACAGAGGUUGCAGACAAACCUGCUAUCAAGCCAUUGAAACCUUCGCAGGAACGCAUCGUCGGGAACACGCCCUUCCUCGACAAGCUAGAGACCGACAUGGUUGACAUACUUGUCGGCCCUAAGAAGAAGCUAUUCCGAGUUCACAAAACCUACCUCUGCCGACGCAUCCCAUACUUCGACAAGAUGUUCAACGGCGUGUUCAAAGAGGCGGGCGGGGUCGCCGAGUUGCCAGAGGACGACCCGGCCGCAUUCGACCUGCUCAUGGAAUGGACAUAUUGCCCGAAUCCUCGACGACUGAGAGAUUUAAUUCCAAUCACCGACUCUGACAAGGUAUCUCGCGCAUCGUGGGACGUGGUCGCUUUCUACACACUCGCCAGGAAGCUCUGCCUCCCGGACCUCCAAGAUAUCAUCAUGAAUUCCAUGAUCCGGUAUCACAAAAGAUGCAAUGAGCUACCCUCCAUCGACUUUGUAAGUCGAGCCUGGGUGCAGGCAGGAGAAGAUUCCAGACUGUGCGACUACUGCCUUCAAAGCAUCCAAUGGGUCCUAGCGCCUGACGCAGAACAGGGCGUCAAGUCGAAAUGGCCAACAAACGAAGUAGUAAAGCUGUUCCAGGACCAUCCUAGCUUCAACAAUGCAUACAUCAAUCUGAGCCGCAGUGAUGCGCCGGAGGAUCCCCGUGAGAUUGAGAGCCUGUGCUAUUUCCACGCCCAUGGCGCUGAUGAGGAGUGUCCGCCCAACUACAGGAAGAGGAAGAAUUCGGAGCUUGAGACUUCAGAGGGGCAGGUCCUGAAGCGAGCAAAGGGGGGACAUUCUUCUGCUUAA